CACACCAAGUUGCCCCGAGCACCUGCCCCUCCACCUCCCCACCCCUCCCCACAGUGACUCUUGCCCGGAGAAUGUCCAGCCCUGGCAUAAAGGCCCUGGGUGUCCACGAGCUGCUGUCAGUCAGAAGGCUGCACAGUCCAAGAUGGGCUCCUCGCAGGCACCCCAGAUGGGGCGUGUGGGAGGGCGAGGAAUGAUGGCACUGCUGCUGGCUGCGCUCCUCCUGCCAGGGGCCUUGGCUAAGAGCAUCGGGACCUUCUCAGACCCCUGCAAGGGUGCACGUAUCACCUCCCCCGGCGACCCCUGUUUCACUGGGAAGAGUGGUUCCAGUAGCUUCAGUGGCCACAGUAGCUCCAGCAGUUCCAGCAGCUCCAUUUCCAGUUCCAGUGGCUCCAGCAGUGGCUCUUCUGGUGGCCCCAGUGGUUCUGGUGGCUCCAGUGGUGGCGCCAGUGUCUCCAGUGUCACCCAGGGUGGUUCUUCAGGAUCUGCGUUAUUUAAGCCAGGAACAGGGCAUUCCCAGAUCAGCUACUCCUCCGGAUCCAGCUUCUCCCAGUCAGGAAGCAGCAGCUCCCAGUCAGGAAGCAGCAGCUCCCAAUAUGGAAGCAGCAGUUCCCAACCAGGAUCUGGCUCGGCUCUACCAGUCAGUGAUGGUUCUUCCCACUUAGGAUCUUCCCAGUCUGGAGGCGGCUCAAGCUCAUCUGUUUCCCAAAGCUCUUGGAUAUCCAGCAGCAAUGGCCAAAGGGUCAACUCUAACUUACGCCCCUGUAAUUCAGAUGUCUCUGACUCUCCCUGCAGUGGGGGGCCUAUUGUCUCCCACUCUGGCUCCUACAUCUCCAGCUCCCACUCUGUGUCAGGAGGUCAAAGGCCAGUGGUGGUGGUGGUGGAACAGCACGGCUCUGGUGGCCCUGGAGGGGUCCAGGGUGCCCCCUGCAACAGUGGUGGCCUUCCAGGAAAGCCCUGCCCCCCAAUCACCUCUGUAGACAAGUCUUACGGCAGCUAUGAAGUGGUGGGUGGCUCUUCUGACAGUUAUCUGGUCCCAGGCAUGACCUACAGUGGGGGCAAAAUCUACCCUGUGGGCUACUUCACCAAAGAUAACCCCGUCAAAGGCUCUCCAGGUGUCCCUUCCUUUGCAGCUGGGCCCCCCAUCUCUGAGGGCAAAUACUUCUCCAGCAAUCCCAUCAUCCCCAGCCACAGCUCUUCUAGUUCCAAUGUCUACCAGUCGGGAUCUUCCUCAGCCAUUGUGUUCCAGCCAGUGGGCUCUGGUGGGGUCCAGCCCUGUGCAGUUGGCUCUAAGGGGCCCUGCUCCCUCUCGAGUUCUGGAGCCCACAGCAGUUCUAGCAUUUCCAGUAGUUCAUCCUUCCAUCCCUGUGGUGGUGUUUCACAGGGGCCCUGCUCCCCACCUGGCCCUGGCUCCUUCAGCGGCACCUCCAGCUCCCAAGGCAGUGGUAAAAUCAUCCUUCAGCCCUGUGGCAGCAAAUCCAGCUCUUCUGGUCACCCUUGCAUUUCUGUUUCCUCCUCUACAUUGAGUGGGGGUCCUGAUGGCUCUCCCCAACCUGAUCCUUCCGCUGGUGCCAAGCCCUGUGGUCCCAGCAGCUCUGGAAAGCUCCCCUGCCGCUCCAUCCGGGACAUCUUGGCCCAAGUGAAGCCUCUGGGGCCCCAGCUAGCUGACCCUGAAGUUUUCCUACCCCAGGGAGAGUCACUUGACAGUCCAUAAGUUAGCUUUUGCCUACAUGCAUGUGUGGGCAUACACAUGUAUACACACACACACACCGUCUCUCAGUUGGGAGAAGACCAGUGGCCCAGGCAUGGGGUUAGCUCUGUUUGCCUCCUUCCCAAGAGAGUUGCUCUAUUUCCUCCAUUGCUCCAAUAUGGCAGACUCCCCUUAUCGUCUCUUUUUUCUUCAACUCUCCAAAUUGUAGACUCCAAAUUCCUUUCCCCAUUCUCUCCUACUGCUUAGAUUCCCCUUAUACUGCAGUGCCCUCUCUGCCAGAUAACCAUUCCCUAAAAUUUCCUCUGUCAUUUAUUUGAGAUGGUAUAAUACAUUAGCUAAUCCUACCCAUUCAGAUUCCUGACUGGGAAACCCCUGAAAUGUUCCAUAGUAACUCUGGUUUCUGGAGAAGUCAUCCCCCUUUUUACCUGUUUGCCAAAGAAAGCAAAGUCUAAACUGUUGCUUGAAAGCAAUAACCACUUUUCACUGACCUCUCUUUGCCAUCUGGUCAACCAAAAUGGCACACCAUGGGGUUCUCACACUCCCAAUUCCAUUCCCACCCUCCACCACAGAGCUCACCACACCCUCUGUGAGUUCCCAACACUCCUUUUUGCCUCUCAAGGUCUCCGUCUCAAUCCCCUGUCCUGGCUGCCACUUCCCUCAAUGCUUAGUCGCUUCCCUGUGUGAGGGAGACACCAGGAUACCCUCAGACACUGGAGUAGGUUCCCUGCUCUCUCUGGACCCUGGACAGAUGGUUCAAUAAACUGUGUGAGCUAGAUGCAGACUUUUGCCAUCUUGGUGUCUUGGGUCUCAUCUUAGGACCUACGUGACGCUCUUCUGUACCUCUGGAAAUACCCAUGUCCCCCCAUUUUCACUCAU
Molecule: messenger RNA, 2584 nt
Organism: Mustela lutreola (European mink)
Lineage: Eukaryota; Metazoa; Chordata; Mammalia; Carnivora; Mustelidae
Gene: CDSN
Product: corneodesmosin
Exons: 2
Coding region: 143-1711 (522 amino acids)
Biological process (GO): cell-cell adhesion; skin morphogenesis
Molecular function (GO): protein homodimerization activity
Source: RefSeq, a predicted model, not a curated record